GUAGUUCGACUGGAGGUAGUGGCUGAGAGAGUUAGUAUGCGAGAACAAUUUGAAUAAAUGGAGUCUUUUAAAAGGAAAUUAUAUCAGCGCUUCCUGUUUUUUGCGUUUUUCCUUCCAAUCUCAGGUGUUUUGUGUUUUAGUGAGUUAUUUUUCAUCAAAGAGCCCCACGAUGUUACUGUCAUGCGGAAGGAUGCCGUUAUAUUGGACUGUCAGGCGCACGGAGAGUCGCCUAUUGCCAUCAGGUGGCUUAAAAAUGGAGUAAAAGUUGCAGAGAAUGACCGCGUCUACAUUCUCUCCAACGGCUCCCUUUCUAUUCCGGAGGUGGAGAGCAGGAGAGGAGACAAAUCAGAUGAAGGGUUUUACCAGUGCCUCGCUCAGAACAAGUAUGGAGCCAUCCUGAGCCAGAAAGUCUGUCUUACAAUUGCAAGUAUCUCCCCCUUUACAAAUCAGCCAACAUCUAUUGUGGUGACAGAAGGAUCAGUCGCCCGUUUCACCUGCAAAGUCACUGCAAGCCCUCCUCCCAUCAUCACCUGGGAGUUCAAUCGGGUCAUGUUACCCCUGGCAACUAAAAGAAUCACAGUCUUGCCCAGUGGCGUUUUGCAGAUCCACGGGGUGGAAAAAGGGGAUGCUGGGAACUAUCGUUGUGUGGCGACCAACAUCGCCAACCGUCGCCGGAGUACAGAGGCAACCCUCACUGUCACUCCAGCUCCAAGCCCCAAAUUGCCUCAGAGGCCUCGUAUCAUCGCCGGGCCCCAGAAUGCCACUGUGUCCCUGCACCAAAGUGCCAUCCUGGAAUGCAUGGCUACAGGGAACCCACGACCCCUCAUCUCCUGGAGCCGAGCCGACAGCAAGUCCAUCGAUGUUUUCAACACCAAGGUGCUGGGCAAUGGCAACCUCAUCAUCUCUGAUGUUAAACCCCAACACGGAGGAGUGUACAUGUGCAGAGCCACUACCCCUGGCACACGCAACUAUACCAUCGCCACAGCUAACAUCACUGUGCUAGCGCCUCCAUCCUUGGUGGAGUGGCCGGAGAGCCUGACCCGUCCGCGUGCGGGCACGGCACGCUUUGUGUGCCAGGCUGAGGGGGUUCCCCUGCCCCACAUCACUUGGCUGAAGAACGGAGAGAAGGUCCACUCCAACGGACGCAUCAAGAUGUACAACAGUAAACUGGUGAUCAACCAGAUCAUCCCUGAGGAUGAUGCCAUCUACCAGUGCCAGGUAGAGAAUGAGCAGGGCUCUGUGCUGUCCAUGGCCCGGCUCAUAGUGGUGAUGUCAGAGGACCGGCCCAGCGCGCCCAGGAACAUCCGGGCUGACACUGUAUCCAGCUCUGCCAUCUUGCUGGCCUGGGAGAGACCACUGUACAACUCAGACAAAGUGAUCGCCUACUCUGUGCACUACAUGAAGGCUGAAGGCUUGAACAACGAGGAAUAUCAGGUUGUCAUUGGCAACGACACAACCCGGUACAUUAUUGAUGACCUGGAGUCAGUGCGGAACUACACCUUCUACAUCGUGGCCUACAUGCCCAUGGGAGCCAGCCGCAUGUCAGACCAUGUGUUCCAGCACACCCUGGAGGAUGUGCCCCUGCGUGCUCCAGAGCUCAGCCUCACCAGCCGCAGCCCCACAGACAUCCAGGUGUCCUGGCAGCCCCUUGCAGCCAAGAUAAGCCGCGGCCGGGUGUCGGCCUACCGCUUGUCCUAUCGGACCAGCGCUGACCAGGCUGUCACCCAGCUGGAGCUUCUUGGGGAGAAGACCCAGUAUCUCCUGGAGGGCCUGCAGCCCGACACCAUCUACCUCCUCCGCAUCGCUGCAGCCACUAGCGUGGGCUGGGGGGAACAGUCAGCCUGGACCUCCCACCGCACCCCUAAGGCAUCCAGCGCCAAAGUGCCUCUGGCCCCUGAGCUACAGUUGGAGCCUCUGAACUGCACCACCAUCAUAGUGCGCUGGCAGCUGGCACCAGGAAACUCUGUCAGCAUCCAGGGCUACAGGCUGUUCUACCACGAAGAGAGCCAGGCUGAGAGUUCCCCCAUCCAGCUGCGUGUCCAGGACAACAGGCACACCAUUGGAGGCCUAGACCCAAGAAAGAAGUACCAUGUGAAGCUCCUGGCGUUCAGUUUCAUCGGCGAUGGCUACCAGGCAGACCAGACUAUCAGCACCCCUGGAUGUGUCUCGGUUCGUGAUCGUAUGGUGCCCCCUCCGCCACCCCCUCACCACGUGUAUGCCAAGGCUAACAGCUCAUCUGCCGUAUUCCUCCACUGGGGGCGUCCAGCCUUCACCUCCAGCCAGAUCGUCAACUACACCAUCCGCUGUAACCCUGUGGGCCUUCAGAACGCCUCCCUGGUACUCUACCUGCAGACUGCUGAGAAGAACAUCCUGGUCCCGGACUUAGAGCCCAACACCAGGUAUGAGUUUGCUGUCCGCCUGCACCUUGACCAACUGUCCAGCCCCUGGAGCCCUGUGGUCUACCAGAGCACUCUGCCUGAAGCACCUACUCUGCCACCGUCAGGUGUGAAAGUGACUCUGAUAGAGGACGACACAGCGCUGGUGUCAUGGAAACUUCCAGAUGAGCCCAACUUGGCGGUGACACGUUAUACCAUCUUCUAUGCUUCCAGGAAGGCCUGGGUAGCUGGAGAGUGGAAGGUGCUGCAGAGGGAAGGGAGCAUCACCAUGGCUCUACUGGAGAACCUACAGCCGGGGAACAUCUACCUGGUCAAGGUGUCUGCGUCCAACGAUAUGGGAGACGGGCCGUUUUCACACACCGUGGAACUAGCCGUGCAGAGCGAUGGCUCCACUUCCGGUCACAACCCCAGGCGCUCCCAUGGCUCAGCUACAGUGUUCUCUAGUGGUUUCUACCACCUGGACCAGAAGUCAAUGACAGGGAUCAUCGUGGGGGUUUGCAUUGCACUGAUCUGCAUCAUCAUCUGUGCCUUCAUCCUUGUCUGCAGAGGCAAAAACAGGAAAUCGUCAGCUACUAAAUCCAUCAGGCAGGAGGAUGGUCAGGUCCCCUCUGCUUUGGCCCACCUGGGCUCUGAGGGCCAGGCUGAGAAUGCUGAUGUUAUGGUGCCAAUGAUGAGAGCAGACCACUUCAUUGAUGCCAAGGGGGGAACAAAUCUGAUCAUCAAUAGCCUCGGACCAGUUUAUCCAAUCACUGAGAAGAGAAAUAAGUGGUUUUCCUUCAUUAAUCAGAAAAAAAUGAAUGCUACGAAAAGCCAGAUCCAGAGGAAGAGCCAUGGAAUCUGCUCGUACCAGCCAAGAGCAACAGUGCUGUGCUACAAGGAUGAGUCUCUGUCGUCACCCAACCAGCCCACCUCCCUGCAGGUCCUGUUUGGUCCACCUUUUGACACAGAGGGCUCCUCCAACAGCGAGGGCAGCCAGGAGACAGGCGACUCGGGCCGUUACUCUCACGACGAGACAGAGAUGACCAACCUGUCCUCUGGUCCCAGCAGCCGCCCUGCGUCUCUGAGAGAGGAGAGCGGGGGGUCAUUCUGCAGUCCUGCACAGGAGAGUGGGGGGGAGCUGGAGGAGCAGUCUCACCUCGACCUGGAGAUUGGAGACUCCAUGGAGAAACCGUGCAACCAUCACCACUAUCAGGCCCCAGACAAUUCCCAGCCUGCACUUUCUCUCUAGCAGUCUGUGUGACCUCCCAUCAAUCUCUCAACCCUAAACUCACUCCACUGUUUUAAAAGACAAUGAGCAGAAAUCCAAAAAUCCAGGUCUUUGGAAGAACUGGGCUCUGGUUUAGGUUCUGGUGAUUUCUAUCGAAGAAUCUUCUUCUAGUGAAUGUGUACUCAUUUUAUUUUUAUUCAAUGUUUGUGUGUAUGUGUUUGAAAGAAAAAUCUCACCCACCAUGAAUGUUUCAAGAGAUCGUCAAAAAUGUGAAAUGUGACUUACAUUUUUGACAUUAUUUAAGAGUUUAUCACUGGAGCAAAGUGUAGAGUGAGCCCUUCUUUUGCUGAUUAUCUACCUCAGUUUACCUCUCGGUAAACUCCAACUAUAUAUUUAAUAAUAACAACUUAUACCUGAACUAUAUAAGGGGUCUCUUCCUUUAUGGAACAACUAAUACUUCCUGAUGGCAAUAAUUAGUUUUUGCUAGGUAAAAUGUAUCCCGUAUUCAUUUUCCUCCUUGUUUAUAAUGAAGUACGGGAUUGUAAGGGUACUGCAGAUCUCAAUUAAAGCGUUGUUAUUUUCUUCUUUAUCACAGGUUAUUUAGACUAUUUCUCAGGUUACUUUACAAUAAGCUUUGAGUGUUUGGCUAUGGUAGAUUAAGGGCCAGUACAAUUUACUACAUACAUUGCUGAAAUUCAAUAAUAAGCCAGUAUGACACAAUGUACUUUUCAGGUUAUCCAUAGUAAUAAUGGUUAUUUAUAUAGUAGUAAUAACCAUAGUAAUAAUGGUUAAGACAUUUUUUCUUUUUUUUUCUUGGUCAAUGUGCAGUUGCCCUUACAAUUCCUGUUUUAUACUACCUCUUUUUAAGCAUUAUUUUGUUGUGUUACUAUUUUCCUAAACUCAGGGAACAAGGUUUAGUACAUUUGAAAAGCCAUGUGUAAUGUUCCAUGGUUGACUGACAGGGUAUCUUCUUAGUCCUGAACUGCUCAUUGUAGAUGGUAGUUGCCAUAGAUCUGUAUUGAAUGUAUCUCUAGAACAUUGUCAGUUACGGUGCAGAGCCUUGUGAUGCCCCACUCACAGGUAGAAAAACUUCAGUUGAAUUCAGUUGGAAUAAUGUGUCUGUGGUAUGGCAGGCUAUCAUUUUGGUUAUUUUGGGAAAGAACAUACCAAAAAUGCUUGUGUCGAUGUGUUUCAACACAGCAGACCUUAAAAGCUUUAUAAAUGGCCUUAAAUGGGGAAAGAGACCCUCAGAUGUCGGAGACAAGCAGAAAGGAUCAUAUACCAAAGUCCGAUCCAUCUGAGGUCCAGCUCUUUGACACAUGGGGAUGGGAGAAGUGUGAAGAACGAUUGUUGAAAACCAAAAGCGUUAAAUCAGUGCGAUAGAAGUGAAUGGAAUGAACACCAAGAAAACAUUUUAUCUCUAAAGAUAUCUAUAUUUUUGUUGACAUUUAUGUACUACUGAGUACAGAUUUGAGUUACUUUUGUUCUUUAAGUAGUUGAUACUUUACCAUAGAGUAGAAAAAUAAGUUUAGCACUUGUCAGAUUAGUUUGAUUUGUUGAUCACAGCCAAUGUGCAGCGGUGACUGAUGCUAUCAUACAAAGUAAUUGUUUGCUCCCUCUGUUUGUUUUUGAUCUCUCAGCGGGUCCCUGGGAAAAUUACAAUGAGGUUUUUCUCAUGGGAUUAGACCAAAAAUCUAACGCAGAUCAGUUGAGAUGCUGCUUCUAAGACAAAGCUUUGCACAUGUGUGCCCCUGUUCUGUGACCAACUGAGUUGAGAUGCGGGUUCUCUCAGAAAGUGCCCCCAGGAUUUUGGGCCCUUGAUAAUGGUUAAAAUGACAAUUAUAAUCAACGUCAUGCACACUAACCAAAUCACCCUAUUAUUGGUUUUCUUUAGAGCUUUACUGUUGCAACUAGAUGUGUACAUUGUAGGGGGAAAUUAUAUUCCGGAGCUAUAUACAGAAUAUUAUAUAGAUUCUUAUCCUACAUUGCAACAGUAUUUUCAAUCAACGGAUUUCUAACUAAUAGGAUGACAGUUUGCAUGAAGUGUGACACAAUCAGUUUUACUUUCAUUUGAAUGGCAAACAAUGUAUACCAAAGAAUUCAGUUCACUGUUGCGCAUUGGCAAGAGAUCCAUUUAGACAUAUAUCUCUGCAUGAUAUUUUCUCAUUUUAUUUGGUUCCAAAAGCUUUAUCCCCAUUUAGGUUUUGAUUACUACUUAAUAAAUGGGUGUCUAUUAGACCACAAACCAAGAUGAAAGUGGUAAACAGUUAGUGCUUUUAAACAUGCAUUGUUAUUUGUCAUUGAAGCAAAAAAUAAACCGAUUUUUAUACAUUAUUUUUUACUUUUUCUCACUGGAGGAGAAAUACAUAUUAUUGUUUUUUUCAAUGGGGUUUCAUAUACCCCAGUUUUGAGAAAGUACCAACUGAAUUUAGUUUUUUCCUAGAUGCCUAAAAUGUAUUAAUCUUUGAUACGAAUGUGAAUACUUCUUUAAACUGUUGUAGAUGAUCAUUAGUCUGAAAAGCUGUGUUAAAAUGUCAAGUUCAUAUUGUAUAUGGAAUAUUUGAGUUGUUUUUGCUUUUUAUUUACAUGUGUAAUCCUCUGCAUUGUUAUAAUGCUCGGUGACUGCAAUCCAACUCUGAUAACAACUAAAAGCUGGAAUAGACAAGUUAUUAUUGAGCAGUUGCAGUAACAGUAUCGUUUUUGUCUUUUCAAUUGUGAUAAAGAGUAACCAUAGGGUUCUCAUUCUUAUAUAUGUUUUCAGAAUCAGAAUGUUUGAGAGGGUUCUGCAUUCUCGUAUUGGUUGUGAAUGUCCAAUAAGUGAUAUACCGUCUUCUACCUCAGGUUCCUCUUCCAGCUUUUGAUAGAGAUGUGAUGGAUGCUAUAGUUAGAGGGAGCCAAGAGAUGAAAGAACGAGUGAUGCAGAUCCAGUCCUGUGUCUCUUUAAUUUCAAGAGUUGUGUUCUCUUUUUUUUCCUGAACAUGUGAAUAUAAAGGGAUGUAGUGGAGGACUUGGUGUGAAUCAUAAUUAUCUGGUGCUCUGAGUCCCCUUUUCUUCUGCAGUAACAUUUUUCUGUAAAGGCUGUGCUGCUGGCUUUAGCUGCAGUGGUGGAGUGCUGUGGGUCAUUUACAGUUAAACUCAGGGGAACCCACAGCUGCUCCACAGUUGUAGCGAGAGUAGCUUUGGGACACAACAUUGGGAGUCUAUGUAACCAAUACACACUCUCGUUGUUGUGUUUUGUCAUUAUUUUGUGUCAAUGUUUUUUUUUCUCCUUUUUUCUGUUUGAUCUUUGAUCACAACACCAACAGCUUUUCUUCAAGGUAUUCAAGCAAGCCUAGGUCCUUACAACUUUCUUCAUGACAAAAAUGUUAUAGCCUACUUGUCCAAUUAAAGUUAAAAAUAAUUUAAACAAUAAAUAAUUCUGAGAAUGACUGAGUUUAAAUAAACAAUGUGAACUUUCUUGCACGUAUUGGUAUGUCUGUCCUCACCAAUAUUAGAGUAUUAUUAUAAAACUAUUAGAGACUGUAUUAGAGUAGCUAGUAUAUUUAGUACACACACACAGGUGUACACACACACACAUCAGCACUGACUAUAGGUUAAUUUGAUAUUGUUGUAGGUGUAUGCAAUAGCUAAGUUAGCUAUGCAAAGUGCCAUAGGUAACCAUUUACAGUAACUGCUGUUAAUUUUUCCUCUGUCAAUAAACACCAUCAGUCAACAAAAGAUAUAGGAUAUAGCUAAUCUGACCUUUCUGCAGCAGGUAGCUCUGCCAAGGCAGCUUUAGCAGGUUUAGGGACUAACUUACUUACACUAACUACUACUAGCUAGUAUGACUAUAGCAUAGCCAGUAACCUACUAGCCUACUUUGUUCAGUUGUUGUUGAGUUUGUUCUAUUGGCAUGCAAACUUUAUAAUAAGUGCUGCAUCUUAGCUAACAUUAGUAAUUUUAUCUUCCGGUCACACUCAUACUAUCAAAUCCUCUCUUUGUGCUACCGACCUAGACUGUAAACAC
Molecule: messenger RNA, 7608 nt
Organism: Oncorhynchus gorbuscha (pink salmon)
Lineage: Eukaryota; Metazoa; Chordata; Actinopteri; Salmoniformes; Salmonidae
Product: protogenin A-like
Exons: 19
Coding region: 58-3624 (1188 amino acids)
Biological process (GO): axon guidance; cell-cell adhesion
Cellular component (GO): plasma membrane; axon
Molecular function (GO): protein binding
Source: RefSeq, a predicted model, not a curated record